Pimephales promelas (fathead minnow) is the source of this 4224-nucleotide messenger RNA. NCBI's taxonomy places the organism in Eukaryota, Metazoa, Chordata, Actinopteri, Cypriniformes, Leuciscidae. The record is from RefSeq and is a predicted model, not a curated record.
GUGUUGGUUUCGAGAGAGACACCCAGGGACAAGAUCAGAUCAGAAAUUUGGAGUUUGAGUACAACCAUACGACUUUGAGAUUCCCGAUGUAUUACGAGCUGAUUGAGAAAGCUCGGAGAAGGAACUGAUUUGCCGCAAUCAAGGGUUCUACUUUGCCUUUAUGGGACGGUAACUUAACGUUAUGAUGGCAAAUACAGAGCCUAUCACACAACCAUUAGGUGCAGAUGUUAAGCCCAUGGACUAUUCUGAAAUUAAGAUGAAGACACAAAGAGAAAUCUAUGGGGAACAAAAGCUUGAGUCUAUCACACAACCAUUAGGUGCAGAUGUUAAGCCCAGGGACAAUUCUGAAUAUAAGAGGAAGAGACAAAGAGAAAUCUAUGGGGAACAAAUGCUUGGUUUUAGUGAGAUUGUACAGCAAUACAAGUUGGCUGUCAAACAGAAGUAUGAGAGUGAGUGGAGCUUUGUGUCUGGUAAACAAGAGUCAUUUGCUGACCUCUUUAUUGAACCAGUGAUCAUUCAGAAAAACGAAAAUGACGUCUUUAAGAACAUCAGUGUGAGUGAGAUUUUCCAGUUCUGUGAUCCAGUGAGUGUAAUUCUCCAAGGCAACACUGGCAGUGGCAAAUCCUUCAUAGCACAAAAGAUUAUGUUGGACUGGGCAUCUGAAAGGUUACACUGGUGUUUUGAUCUAGUUUUCUAUCUGAGGUGUGAAGAGCUGAUGUGUAUAUCUGAGGAGAUGAACUUAAUUGAUCUCUUGAGCUACAGCUGCAGUUUAACAUCUGAUCAGAUCUCAAAGAUGUUACAGCAGUCACCAGAGAAGGUGCUUUUCAUCAUUGAUGGAUUUGAUGAACUGAGACUCACAGAACACAUUUAUGGCAUGUCGGCAAACACUGAUCUGCUUCAGAAAGCCCCACCUGAGGUCAUUCUUUGUGGCCUCAUUAGGAGGUACCUCAUCUCUGAGUCCACACUGCUGGUCACUACCAGAACUAAGAACACUGUGAACAAGCUGCUGAACGGACAAAAGCGUUUCUCUGAGAUCAUGGGCUUUUCUGCAAGUCAAGUGGACGGGUACUUCCAGAAGUUUUUCAGGACAGAGUAUGACUGUGUGAAAGCAAAUAAAUCCCUCUUCACUGCCUGUUCCAUACCUGUUAUCUGCCGGAUCAUCAGUGAGAUGUUCAGAGUUGGUGCAGAUGUAACAAGUGGACUGGAAACCAACACCUCCAUCUAUGUUGACUUCGUGUGCACUCUACUGGAGCAUCACUGCCAGGGUUUGAGUCAGUCCGUCCCGACCCUACUGAGGAGUCUGGGUCAGCUGGCAGAGAGAGGGAUGCUGGAACAGCAGGUCCUGUUGGAUGAGAAAACUGUCAAUGAAACAGUUUCAGUCCCUUAUCCAUUCUUGUCUAAGUUCCUCAUUAAGAGAAUGAUCCACCAGGAGACGAUGUUCAGUUUCAUGCAUCUCAGCUUUCAAGAGUUCUUCACUGCUCUGUACUGUGUCCUUCUGGAUGAAGAAGAGUCCCAGAGGAAAGUGAGAGAGCUGCUUCACACUGUAGAGAGAGGAUGGGCUCUGUCCUGUUGGUCUGAUAAAGACUUUUCAAAGGCAGAUGUAGAAGUUAGACGCGCAAAGUUUCUGCAGCCUGUGAUUCUGUUCCUCUGUGGUCUCUGUAACACAGAAUGGAUCCACUCAUUUUUUAAAAAGCACAACAUGACUGUCUCUAUUAACAUAGAAACCCAGCUAAAGGAAUGGCUCAAUCUGUGCUCAAAGAGAUAUCAAAAUGAACACAUGCUGUUCAUUCUCCAUUGUCUCUAUGAGCUCCAUGAGAAGAGCUUCAUCGGGAAUGUUUUGCAAGGUUUGAAUUUGAUAGAUCUGUCAAAUAUUCCACUGAAAAGGACAGACUGUUGGGUGUUGAAGUACUGUUUACAGUGCUGUGAACACAUCAGAAACCUGAAACUCCAUGUAACAUCUGAAGAUCUGAAGAUGCUUCAGCCUGAACUGUUCCUCUGUAAAGAGCUGUGGUUGAUGGUUGAUUGUAUUUCAGACGAUGUUGUUGGUUUGAUCUCAGCUGCUGGUAAAGGGAAGAUUCUGAAUAAACUCAAUAUAAAAAAGCCUGAAAUCCGUGAAAAAGUAUUUUUCCCAGAGAUCACUGUGUCAGUCAGAGAUGAAGACAUCAUGUUGUCUUUUGGCAGAUCAGUGUUUGCAUCAUCAAACACAAAAUUGACUCUAACCUGUCCAAGCUCAGUAUUUUCUACCAUCAAAUGGUUUGUAGAAUUGUACAUUUAUCAAUUUGGGGAUUUAAGGAAAAUGGAAUUGGGUCUGUUUAAUUUCCUGAAAUCAAUGUUUGAUUUGAAGAAAGUCUUUAUGCAGUUUUAUGAAUGUCCAAUGCCUGGAUUUGCCUCUGAAAUCCAGUCUCUCAUUCAGGCCUGUCCCAGUCUGACUGAAGUCAGGAUUAAAAUUUCAGAAAAAUCCCAGACAUUCUUGAAGCCCCUGAAGGAAUCAUUGAAGCAGAUGGGUUGGACUCUGACUGUCAGGGGAAAUUCCGUGUUGAUCAACCCAGAUGGGAAGAGUUUCACAGUGGAGAAUCUAAAGAUGAAGAGAGAAAAGAGUGAGAGAAGAAAAGGAGAGAGUUCAGCUGGCUCUUGCUCAUUAAAAGCUGAAUUAUCAGAACAAUCAUCCUCAGACAAUGCAGAUGUGUUCACACCUGAACUACUUCAGGAAGAUGAUGAGGAAAAACGCAAGAAUACAUACAGGUUUGUGUGUCCACAUGCUGGUCAGUUUCGUUGCAGUCUGACCAGCCUUGUGUUUGUGAUGGAGGGUGAAGGAGAGGUGCUGUAUAAAACAGUCUCAUGGGAUCCUCGUGUGUUAGAUGGUUUGGGUCAGAUUCAGCCAGCCGGACCCUUGUACGACAUUGACUGUUUUCAUGGUUCGGUCUCACAACUGCACUGUCCACACUGUGAAAUAUUCUCUGAAGAAAAUAAGGAUGGUUUGGCUGUGGCACAUUUUGUUGGUGGAAAUGUAGAAAUAAUACAGCCACUCAAAGUAACAGAAACUCAUGUGGUGAUUGAGAUCAGAGAACUCAGCAGUUAUGGCCUUGUCUGGAUAAAAAGUAUACUUGGCAUCCCUAUUAGAGGCCAGGUUUUGCUCUUCCUUCGAAAUCUAACUCUUGAAAGGAAACAACUAAAUGUUCACCUGCUUCCCGGGAAUGUUCCAGUAUCAGAGGUCCAGAGCAGGCACCGGGAUAAAAAAUACGUUGAGACAAGUUCAAAAUGUCACCUGAUUGCUUACCAAAAAUACAGUCUGUGUUGUCAGCCAGAGGAAUGUGAAGUGCAACCAUUGACUGAGAUGUUUGAGUUUGAUAAUUUUGGCCAAAACUAUCAUCCAACAUUUGAAGUGUUUCUGGAUGUCAACAUUAAGGAGGUCAGACUGGGUAUUUUGGACAAAACCAAAGGUGGAAAGGAAGUGUGGAACAGACGGCGAAUCUUUCUUACAGCACCAAGUAAAGCUGAAGAACCUUCUGAACACAGAAGGAUCUCAGAAACUGAAUUUGUGAACACACACGGAGAUGAACUCAUUCAGAGAGUUUCAUCAGUGAUGGCGAUUGCUGACAGUUUGAAAAGCAAACACAUGAUUACUAAUGAAAUGUGGAGAAAGAUUAAUGCUGCAGAACCACAGCAGAAAAUGAGACUCUUGUUGGAGGCUCUGGACUCAGGAGGAGCUUCUGUAAAAGCAGAAUUCUACAAACUGCUGAAGGAGAAUGAACCUUUUCUAGUAGAUGAUCUGGAGUCUGGACACAGUGGAUCAUCACCACAUGCUGAGAGUAAGCUUGAGGCGUAAAAAACAGCUCUGUUGUUUUUAUACUCAGUGGUGAAAUGUAACGAAGUACAAAUACUUUGUUACUUAAGUACAUUUUUCACGUAUAUUUACUUUACUUAAGUAGAAUGAAUAGCGCAUACUUUUUACUUUUACUUCGUUACAUUUUGCAGCAAUUAUUAUACUUUCUACUCCACUACGUUUCUACAACUUCUGUUACAUUUUCAUUACAUUUUCUGAUCAGUUUUUCCCCUGCUAAAACGUAAUCUGAAUGUCCGUCCGUUGCACGUUUGUCUCACCAGUGACGUUUGCUUGCCAUAGAGCCUCCAUUUUUGCACUCAGGUCUAAGUCCCAUGGCCCUCUAUCAGAAUCCAGAGUUUCAAGAAGAUUGGAGAAACUUAUUUUUUCGCACAAAAAAAAAA